GUCGCCAGGUGUGCGUGUGUGUGUGUACAGCGCACAUGCACUGUUACAAACCUGUGUUCCUUCUCGUUGUUCCAAUGGUCAUGUGUCGUAAUUGAACUUAGAGCGAAGCAUUAACAUCAUGCCCAGACCGCACAUAGGUAAGCACCCAUGAAUGGGAUUUGAACGAGGUGACCAAUGUCAUAGCAAAACUGACAACUUAAAUCUUCGGUGAAAGCGAGCAUAUAUAAAAGAGGGUGUUGUCGUCGAGGAACCAGUGGCACUGCAGCAUACUGCGGAGAGAUUCUUUCUCUUUUGUUAGCUGAGGAACCAUAGCCAUGAAUUUCCUUUUUAAGGUUUCCGUCAACUUGAUGAUGGCAGUGCUGGUGGUGCUGGUGGUGCAGAGUAGCGGCGCCCAACACCCGUACAGCUACCCCCCGAUGCCGUAUGAAUUUCGGUACGGCGUCCAAGACAAGUACAAUGGCAAUGACUACGGGCAUGAGGAGCAGAGCAACGGCGACUCGGUGACGGGCCGGUACUACGUUCUGCUGCCAGAUGGUCGCCGGCAGAUCGUCUCGUACACGGCGGACCACCAGAGAGGCUACAUUGCUACCAUUACUUAUGAAAACACGGGUGUUCAUUCUGGCACACACGGGGAUGGAGGCAACAUGUACGGAUAACUCACAGUGUAUUUACAGUACAAACGAAGAGACUUGAUUUUUUUUUUUUUUUUUUGGUGUAUAGAACGUUUUGUUUUCCCGUCAAGAAUAGUGAAUUAGGUGCGCUGCGGGCGGCGUAUUGCAGGGGAGACUGUAGUUACUGCCUCCUGUUGAAGUAUGAAAGUGUAAUUACAACGACUGAAUAUACGUAUGUUACAGCUGUGUCUUGGUAAUGAAAGAGUAAAUCGUGUAAGUAGUUUGGGAGUCGUAUUGUAUCAGUAGUUGCGGCACAGGUAUCAAAUUUCAACAUUCAUCACAAGUUUAAAAAAUCUGUGCAUUUAUCGUGACUCCACCAGCCAUUCUGACUGGUGGAGGAUGCAUACUUGCUGUAUGUAGUGCUUUCUGGUUAAGCAUGAGCUGACAGACUCAACAUUAACAAUAUUAUAAUUGCAUUAGAAAAACACCAGUCAAUAUCUUACAAAGUUCUGAGCAUGAAUGAUGGCUUGGUUGAUAUUGUGACUUCAGCGGAGCAGACUUAUUACCAGAAAAUUACUGCUUUGUUUUCUAGUGUGUAAAAACUUCUUAGUGUAGAGAACAAUAUUUCAGGAAUUAAACUACUUAGUGAUCCACCAUUAGGUGAUAACAACACAAAUCACUUUUUUCAGUAAAUUCUGACAUCUGUACGUCAUUGACGUAAGAAUGAACAGUAAGAAUUUGUAGUAGACAGACUGAAUCUUGUAAGUAUUAGAAAAAUUACUUUGUCAAGAAACAUCUGUAGUCGUUGGUAGUAAUUCCUUUUAGCAAACCUGUAACCGAGCUGGAGCGUGAGUGGCGAUGUGCUAAUCUAGUCCUUUAGUUGAGGCAGACUUGUCUCGUUAGCUUUGAAAAUAUGGGUUUCACAUUUUUAUACGUAAUAUAACGGCCCUCGAGCUCAUGGGACUUUGCUCACUCAUUCGACACUCCUCGAGACGCCCGCAGUUUCGGAAUCUUGAUCCACCGCUCCACUUACAUCGGGGCUUCAGACUCAAGCCUCGGGCACCAAACCCAAGCCCACCUCCUGCCUUACGGCUGACACCUCGGGCGUCUACUACUACACAGAAGAGGACCUACUUCCCUCUUCCGGGAGCUUGGGUUCUGCGUAAUCCUUCACACGAGCAUACCAGAACACUCACAACAUUCAUGCACACACAUUCACGUUUCUACUCAUUACACCAGUGCUACCCUCACGUCGCCACGCCACGCGUUACACCUGCACACACCCUCAUUAUACAAGUGCUACACUCACGCCACACUAAACACACACACACACACACACACACGCAUAGACAACUGCUGAGCCCGUGCCAUCACUACAAGUAUUUCAUAUUGUGUAUUGUUAAUUUCUUGUCCAGCUUGAUUUUUUUAUUGGUCCUAUUAUAUAUAUAUAUAUAUAUAUAUAUAUAUAUAUAUAUAUAUAUAUAUAUAUAUAUAUAUAUAUAUAUAUAUAUAUAUAUAUAUAUAUAUAUAUAUAUAUAUAUUAAUCUCAUUGUUGGGUCUCCUAGUGUUUUAACUUCAACCUUUUUGUGUGUCCGAGUCUGCCAUCCUCUAGAUUUACUGCCACACGGCUCGUGACAGUAACGGUUGUUGAAACUUUGUCUUGUUCAUUUUAUGCAAAAAUACUUUGUUGCAAUAAACAAAAAAAAAAAAAAAAAGUGCGGUGGAUUGUACGAUGGCUUAUUACUUAAGAUAUAAACAGUUUGAGAAAAUAGUGCCAUAUGGCUUGACAAUAAAUAUUUUGAAAUAUAUAGCAUAUGGCUUGACAAUAAACAUUUUGAAAUAUAUAGAUAACUCCAAUGUACAGUAAGUCAUUUAUCACUUUCACUCUUUUUCGAGUUGAGUGAGCUGCCAGGGAGGAGUGUUGCCACCAGACUUGCAUAAUGUUUGAUUUUCUGCUUCCAAGUAGUCACACUUUUGGCACCCUUGUUCAUGCCCUCUCUCUUCAUAUCAGAAUACCCAGCCUCUUUCUUUAGAACUAGGAGCAGCUUGGUCUGCUGUUCCUUCCUCGAACUCUCGUAACAGUGACUUAGCUCAUUACACCAGAUCACUAGCAACACACAAGGCAGAUGCAAUGUUACCAAAUGUCUCUUCUGAGGUGAUACGUAUAUAUAUUUACAUUUUAUUGCAGCGAAGGUAAUUUCUUUGCUACAGGAACGUUCUAUAUUUAUGUUGGUGAUGAUGAUUGGUAGUAAUAAUAAUGAAUAGAUAAUUAAUUAACAAUGACCAAAAUAAACGAAAGCAGCGAAAUAAAUGCAUCUUCCACAGGUGACCCUGAAAAAAAAAAAAAAAAAGACCGAUAUAAAAGUUGUAAAUGGCCAGGAUGAUGUGGUAUUUCCCUUGGCACUUACCGCUGAAUACCACACACGCACACACACACACACAUAAACGGGAAGACAUGACUGGCGAGAAACAGAAUGCGAUACAGUCAGAGGAAGCAUAUCACUGGCAAGCUGGAAGAGGAGGGGGCAGAGAAGGAGGAGGAAGCGCAGUGAACUUUGCAUGUGUGAUUUUACUUAUUCCCUUAUAUUAAUCAAGUAAAGUGCAUUAAAGGCUCAAUAAUAAAUCCCAGGCAUUGGGUUUAAAUUUCAACAGUAUCACAUAAGAGACGUUGGUGCACUUUACACUUUACAGUAUGUGAUGUAGCGUGCAGUUGGUGAAUAAUGUUAUAUUUUUCUCUGAGCAGCGACUGAGGAGCGGAUGCCUGGCGAAGUCAUGGGUGUCAAAUUAACUUUACUUUUCGCUUAUUGUGGAAUUAUUAUCACUUUCGCAUCACAUAACCGUGAACACCAAUUGAAGAACACCAACAAAAGAUGUCUGUGGUAACUCAAACAUAACAGCCUUGAACUAUUUGAGAGAAAACGUAACACAUGGCGAAGGGAAAAUUGCAAGGGAAACUUUACUAUACAUGGCGGUGGGAGACGCAAUACACAUAUCCGAUACUGCAAAUCGGCUCCUGGUUUCGUAGUCAAUUUUAUUCAUUUACUUAAUGGGGUA
Scylla paramamosain (green mud crab) is the source of this 3665-nucleotide messenger RNA. RefSeq names its product pro-resilin-like. The transcript has 3 exons. Gene Ontology annotation, cellular component: extracellular matrix. The record is from RefSeq and is a predicted model, not a curated record. NCBI's taxonomy places the organism in Eukaryota, Metazoa, Arthropoda, Malacostraca, Decapoda, Portunidae. The coding region runs from base 315 to 656 and encodes 113 amino acids.